AUGAGGCUACAGUUAAAACCUGUGCUGCUAGGUAUUGCAGUGAUAGCUAUAACAUGCAUGACCAUCAUCGCACUAAUCCUCACCAUUGUUAAUCGUCAAAGAGCAGAACUGCCGUUAUCAACACAGUAUGGGAUGGUAUUUGAUGCAGGUUCCUCACACACAGCCCUUUUCCUGUAUCAGUGGCCAGGAAACAAAGAAAACAACACGGGAGUUGUUUCACAGACUCUGACCUGUGAUGUGGAAGGUGAUGGUAUAUCCAGUUAUGUUACAAAUCCUGCUGAUGCUGGACAGAGCUUAAGAGGUUGCUUAGAUCUUGCAAUGGCAACAGUCCCUGCAAGUCAGCAAAGGACAACACCCCUUUACCUGGGAGCCACAGCAGGCAUGAGGCUUCUCCGUUUACAAAACAAAACUCAGUCAGACCAAAUACUUAACGAGGUGACCAAAACUAUGCAAAGUUAUCCCUUUGAUUUUCGUGGAGCCAGAAUUAUCACUGGUAUGGAGGAGGGAGCCUAUGCCUGGAUCACUAUCAAUUAUCUUCUGGAGAGCUUCAUUAAGUAUACAUUCAAUGGAAAAUGGAUUCACCCUAAAGCUGGGAAUAUUUUUGGAGCUCUGGACUUGGGUGGUGCAUCCACACAGAUUUCCUUUAUACCAAGAGAUCCAGUUAAAGACCCCCAGUCUGCUUUUGACCUCAAGCUGUAUAGCUACAGGUACCAGGUGUACACACACAGUUACCUGUGUUAUGGCAAAAAUCAAGCCUUGAAGAAACUUCAGGCAUAUCUUCAGAAGACUAUGAGCCCAUCUUUUGUUAUCGACCAUCCAUGCUACCACAAGGGCUACAAUCUGACGUUAAAGUUGGGGGACAUUUAUGACUCUCCUUGUGUGGACAAGCCAACCCCGUUUGACCCCUUGGCACAGGUCACUUUUUCAGGGACUGGUGAUUCUGCAAACUGUACGUCACUGAUAGAGAAGAUUGUAAACGUGACAAAGUGUUCACUUUACCCAGACUGUGGUUUUGGUGGAGUUUACCAACCUCCUAUCAAUGGAGAGUUUUUUGCUUUCUCUGCAUACUUCUAUACCUUUGACUUCCUUGGUCUUGCACCAAGGGCUUCAUUAUCUCAUGCCAAGUCCACUAUUGAGUCUUACUGCAACAAAACCUGGAUGACUGUUGUAGCAGAAAAUCCAAAGGAGAAGGAGAAGUACCUCCGAGAUUACUGUUGUUCAGCUCAUUAUAUCAUGGUUAUUCUCCUCAAAGGAUAUAAAUUCGAGAACAGCUGGGAUAAAAUCUCCUUUCAAAAACAGGUGGCAAACACUGAUAUAGGCUGGACUCUGGGUUAUAUGCUGAACCUGACUAAUCUGAUUCCCUCUGACCGCCCUCUAGUGGUAACGGGGGUCCAGACCAGCCAAUGGGCAGCAGAGGUUUUCUUCAUUGCUUUAGUACUUUUUCUCAGCUGCUUUAUUCUUACAGUUUUCUGUUUAUGGGGUCUAUCCUUAUAG
This is a messenger RNA of Neoarius graeffei (lesser salmon catfish), 1494 nucleotides long. It is a transcript of the gene entpd8, whose product is annotated as ectonucleoside triphosphate diphosphohydrolase 8. Bases 1 to 1494 code for a protein of 497 amino acids. Gene Ontology annotation, molecular function: UDP phosphatase activity; GDP phosphatase activity. The transcript is spliced from 9 exons. The record is from RefSeq and is a predicted model, not a curated record. Gene Ontology annotation, biological process: nucleoside diphosphate catabolic process. NCBI's taxonomy places the organism in Eukaryota, Metazoa, Chordata, Actinopteri, Siluriformes, Ariidae. Gene Ontology annotation, cellular component: plasma membrane.